AUGGCCUCCCUCCCGCCCGAUUUCUACGUCAAGGCCCUGCAGUUCACGAAACGCGUGCACAGGGAAGAGUACCCGGCCAUCGACCCCGCGGACCCCAAGCUCUCCCUGGCGGGCAAGGUCGUCAUCAUCACCGGGGCGAGCCGCGGCAUUGGCGGACAGGUAAUAAAAGCUCAUGCCGCGUCUACCACGGCGGGUAACUCACGUUUCAGAGGGAACCAAAUGCUGACAUCCUCCCCUCUUGCCAAGGGACUUGUGCCGGCCUUUGCCAAAGCCGGCCCCAAGGCCCUCGUCCUCGUCGCCCGCAACGAGUCGAGGCUCAACGCCGUCGCCGAGGAGGUCAGGGCGCUCAACGCAGACGUCGAGACGCUGGUCUACCCCGUCGACAUGGCGGACGCGGCGGGCGUCGCGGCGCUCUUCGACAGGGUGAAGGCGACGUACGGCCACGCCGACGUGCUGGUGAACAACGGUGCCGUGCAGACGGCGCUCGACACAAUCACGACGAGCGACCCCAAAGUCUGGAUGGACGACCUGACGACCAACAUCGGCGGCGCCUUCUACCCGACCUUCCACUUCCUCCGCUCCCUCCCGGAGGCGUCCCACGGCACCAUCGUCAACGUGACCACCAUCGCGCACUGGGUCGUGCCGGGCAUGAGCUCGUACCUUCUCGCCAAGCUCGCGAGCCAGCAGCUCGCCGCCCACGUCGCCGCCGAGACGGGCGGCAACGUCACGGCCGUCGGCCUGCACCCGGGGCUCGUCCACACGGACAUGACGUCGGAUUACUUCCGCCCCUUCGCGCUCGACACUCCCGGCCUGGUGGGCGGGACGGCCGUGUGGCUGUGCUCGGAGGCAGCGAGGUUCCUCGACGGCCGCUUCGUGGCGGCGAACUGGGACGUCGACGACCUGUGGGAGCGGCGGGCCGAGAUUGUGGACAAGGGCCUGUUGAAGAUUGACAUGGCUGGGGAGUUUGGGGCCGAGCAGUUUGUUGAGACGAGGGGAUGA
This is a messenger RNA of Colletotrichum destructivum, 999 nucleotides long. RefSeq names its product Putative short-chain dehydrogenase/reductase SDR, NAD(P)-binding domain superfamily. Bases 1 to 999 code for a protein of 332 amino acids. The record is from RefSeq and is a predicted model, not a curated record. Lineage: Eukaryota; Fungi; Ascomycota; Sordariomycetes; Glomerellales; Glomerellaceae. Gene Ontology annotation, molecular function: oxidoreductase activity. The transcript has 2 exons. Gene Ontology annotation, cellular component: cytosol.